AAUUGGGAUUUUUUCGGUGUCCUCGUUCUGUUUCUGGUUUACUGAGUUAUGGGUUUUCAGCCCACCCUCCAUGCAUGGAGAAACCACCUUCUCGUUUUGAUACCAUAAGGAGAAAAAGUGGUUUAGAGAUGGAAGAUGCGGAAAAGCUACCCAGUGGUUCAGGAAACCAUGUUCCAGAGUCAAAAAGUGAAGUCGUAGACGCUAAUGUUGAAAGCAAAAAGGAGAACUUUCCCGGUUCAGCUACUGUCAUGGGCGAUGUAACUGAAAUGGAGAAUGGAGGAGAAGAUGUAAAUAGAUGUUCAAAUGAAGAAAAAGACAACCAUUGUACUAAUGCUAAGGUGAAAGAAGAAAAUAAUCACAAUAGUGUGACCAAUGAGGAAGGGUCUGUUCAUGAAGAAAUCAGUACCCAAAGUGGGAAUGUUGAGCAAAUAAAAGCUGUUGCAAAAGAUGAGCUGAAUGUUUGUGGAAGUUCAGUGGAUAAACAAGCAGAUAUGGAAAAAGAAGUGGUUGAACAAAAAUUUGCUAGUUGUGGUUUGCAAGAGAACCCAACGGAGAAGGAGAUGGACAAUGGAAAUCAUGUGAAGGAUGUGGCCGAAAACCCCAAUGAAGAUGUUAAAGAGAAAAAUCCUGAAAGAAUCUGCGAGUUGAACUUGGAUGGUGCUGAACGUGUUUCAUUAGGAGAAAAGUUGAUGGAGACUGCUCAUGUGGAGCAUGGGAAACUUUCUUCAUAUGAACCGCCUCAAAGACAGGAAAUGGAUCUAGACAAUGUUCAGCACGUUGAGGAUGUAGAAAUGAAUGAUGCAGCUAAUAUGGAUAAGGAUGAACGAGACCAAGAUAGUCUGAUGGGGCAAGGCGCCGAAACAGUUCUUCCUACUAAAACUGAUGGGGAUGACAAGACUGAUGUAGUUGCUGCCAAACAUGAAGGGGAAGACGCUUUGUGCCUGGACGAGCAUGAAGCUACUAAAACAGAUUCCCUUGGUGUAAAUUCUCCUGCAAAGGUUGAAGACGGAAGUGGAGAAACCUUAAAGUCUGUUUCUACACUAGAACUACUGCCGUGGAUGGGAGAUGGCGAUGAUGGAACACUAGAGGAUCAAAUUGCAUUCAUGAAGGAAAUUGAGAGUUUCCACAGGGAGAAGGCAAUAGACUUCAAACCACCCAAAUUUUACGGGCAGCCACUAAAUUGCCUAAAGUUAUGGAGGGCCGUGAUUAGGUUGGGAGGCCAUGAAACGGUAACUGGAGCCAAAUUGUGGAGGCAAGUGGGAGAAUCAUUUCACCCCCCAAAAACUUGCACUACUGUGUCUUGGACGUUCCGAAUUUUCUAUGAGAAGUCUCUUCUGGAAUAUGAAAAGCAUAAGAUACGAAUUGGUGAGCUUCGACUUCCCAUACCAACAGCCGCUGAAGCUGCUGGUGUUGAUGCUGAGGGUUCAGGAUCAGGAAAGGCUAGAAGAGAUGCUGCUGCUCGUGCUCAACGUGUUUCUGGUAGUGAGAUUGGUGAGCCUAUUAUAAAGGACAAGAGUCUGAGCAAUAUGGCCAAGCGUGAGAAGAUUAUAAAAAGCAUUGGCUCUCUCAAACAGAAAAGACCAAAUGAAAUGGAGCAUUCAAAUAAACUUGCCAGAACUGAUAUACCUAAGCAGAUGGAGCAUUCAAACAAACUUGCCAGAACUGAUAUACCUAAGCAACUAGUCCAGUCAGUUGUUGAUGCUGGGCCUCCAGCGGACUGGGUGAAGAUUAAUGUUCGCCAAACUAAAGAUUGUUUUGAGGUCUACGCUCUAGUUCCUGGGCUUUUACGUGAAGAGGUACGUGUUCAAUCAGAUCCUGAUGGACAUGUAGUCAUAACAGGUCAGCCUGAGCAAAUUGAUAAUCCUUGGGGGAUUACGCCGUUUAAAAAGGUGAUAACCUUACCGGCAAAAAUCGAUACACUUCAGACUUCAGCCGUGGUUAGCCUGCAUGGACGUCUCUUUGUCCGGGCUCCUUUCGAGCAGUCUAAAUAGAUAAAAUUUGAAGGUACAGUACACCUCCUUCAGAUUGGAAUAUAUUUUGAAAGGAAAUUAUAACGAGUAUUGUGAAUGUUCAACCUUCUACUAGUUUUUUAUUUUUGUCAUGAUAGAGGUUUGAAGCUCUUCCUAACCAUAGAUCAAGUU
Striga asiatica is the source of this 2141-nucleotide messenger RNA. NCBI's taxonomy places the organism in Eukaryota, Viridiplantae, Streptophyta, Magnoliopsida, Lamiales, Orobanchaceae. The record is from the annotation of a GenBank genome assembly.